CACAAAAUCAACUGGCGCAAACACAAACAGCACUUGCAAAGAACAUCAUCUCAACAACACUUUUCACAACCGUCACCAUGUUCAACCAACCCGAAGAAACAUUCGAAGAUUUGAACUCUUCCAUUGCCAGCCUUGACCUCAACGAUCUUCCUAAGCCGGCGGAGGCAGAGAGGAAGCUCUCUGGAAUUCGACGAGGUGUCUUUGUCGCGUACGGCAUGAAAUCCCUGAAUUUUUUUGUGGAUGUCAAUGAAAGUCUCGCGGAAGUCCAGAGAACUGUGGAGGCAAGGACUGGAAUCCCCAUGGACAACCAAGUUCUCGAAUGGGAAAACACUGGUGUUUUGAUUGAUGGCAACAAGUCCUUGCGCGACUACGGGAUGAUGUCAGGAGGGUUCUGCGCGUUGUCCUCCAAGGAUGCCUAGACAGGUUCUUCCAGCCGGCUGAAGGUUUCGGUAUGCUGACCAAAAGCCAAUGUACACGAGUGUGCGAAGCUCUGCUCAGCUCGCACAAGAAAGCUACCUGUUCAAUCAUUGUCUGGACAAGCUGUCCACCACUAGUGAAUGCAAAGCAAGCAAUAGAUACAUAAAAAGAUACUAAUGGGAACGUGAUUCAU
Seminavis robusta is the source of this 610-nucleotide messenger RNA. NCBI's taxonomy places the organism in Eukaryota, Bacillariophyta, Bacillariophyceae, Naviculales, Naviculaceae. The record is from the annotation of a GenBank genome assembly.